AAUGUCAAAACCAAGAGAUCUCUCCGGAGGACCCAAAAAAACCCUGCUGUGUUGUUGCAGACAAUGGACCCUACAGAGCCUGGUAGAAAUAUGCCUGUGGCCGGCGAAACUGGCAGUCCGGAAGAGAGGCAUCUGUGCCAGUUGUCUAGUGGAAUGACAUUAGAAGAAUUCUAUCAGUGGCGAGACGUACUGAUGAUAAAUCCGAUGACGGCCAUGAACCCUUUACUGACAGCAUCAGGGCAGCAAAGGAUCCCCCUGGUUCCCUUACCAUUUGAACCUCCAACUGUGAAUAGAGAUUUAUUGCCUUGCACUGUAGCUCCAGCUGACCCAAGACAGUUUUGUGUUCCAUCCCAAUUUGGAUCCUCUGUUCUACCAAAUGCAAAUAUGCCAAACAUGAUGUUCAAUCGUGUCUAUUCAGGUUGGGGCAUUUUACCAUCUGAAUCCAUAAAGACAAUGGCCAGAAGGAAUGAAAUGAUUCAAAGGCAGCAUACUGCCAGGAUGGAAAUGGAAAUGCGUGCCAUUUGCCAGCAAAGGAAGAUAGAAAAAGUGAAUCCCAAGGGAUUAGCAGGUCUGCAGAUACCAUUCCUCUAUGGCUCCAGUUUCUCAGCAGGCCCAGCCACCUGCCACCGCAGGAACAUGCUCCCUGCCAGCGACCUGAAUUUACGCAGACACUCCCUGAGAAACCUUCAUGGAAACCCCAUGCUAGUGGCAACUGGUCCAUGCUAUCUAGAGGGCUGGGCGCAGAAAUGUCGUCAUCUCAGGAGAGGCACAGGGAAUCAGAAGGUUCUAGACAGUGACACUGAGAGUUCCAAAAGUCAAGCAGAAGAAAAAUCCCUAGGCCAGAUCCAUGCGGUUCCCAAUGAAGAGGAUGAGUAUGCAAAAGGCCCAGAAAUCGAAGCUAGCAACAGCCAGAAGUCAAGAGAGAUCAAUGAAAAGCCACCUGCAGUUCUUGCCAAUACCUGUGGAGAGUCGGAACCCAGCCAUAGAAAACCCUGGGGAGCUCUUUCUGCUCAGAUGGAGGCAAGAGCCUGUGACGGUGGGAAAGAGAAGGUUUCAGAGCAGUUUUCUGCAGUCUGUGGCGAAAAGAAUGGGGUGUACCCUCCAGUUCCUCAAGCAUCUUUGCCAGGGACACACAUGCUGGUUACAAGUGGGGAAAACGUGUCUUUGGAUGAAGACAUUCAGAAAUGGACCGUGAAUGAUGUGUGCAACUUCAUUAGUGGCCUUCCGGGUUGCUCAGACUAUGCUCAGGUAUUUAAAGAUCAUGCAAUUGAUGGAGAAACUUUGCCAUUACUCACAGAGGAGCAUCUUCGAAGCACUAUGGGACUGAAGCUAGGGCCGGCACUAAAGAUCCAAUUGCAGGUGUCUCAACAUGUGGAAAGUAUGCUCUACAAGAAAAGUUUUUCAUUUCCUACCCAUACAAAACAAGCAUUUGAUCAACAAGCAGAUACAUCCCCUCCUCUGGAUUUUAAUUCCUGGGGUGAUACAUUGGGCAGUACUUGUUCCCAGGAUAUAAUAAUUCCUAAAGGAAUCAAGCGAAACAUUACGAGAAAUUAA
Pteronotus mesoamericanus is the source of this 1554-nucleotide messenger RNA. RefSeq names its product sterile alpha motif domain containing 7 (gene SAMD7). The transcript has 9 exons. Gene Ontology annotation, cellular component: nucleus. NCBI's taxonomy places the organism in Eukaryota, Metazoa, Chordata, Mammalia, Chiroptera, Mormoopidae. Gene Ontology annotation, biological process: negative regulation of DNA-templated transcription. Gene Ontology annotation, molecular function: histone binding; chromatin binding. The coding region runs from base 64 to 1554 and encodes 496 amino acids. The record is from RefSeq and is a predicted model, not a curated record.